UCUGGGACUUAAAAUAGAGAUAUAGCUCUGAACAUAAUUUUUUCUUGUUUUAGUUUUUCUCGUCGAUGAUUUUGAUUUUUAAUUUUUUUUUCUUCGUAUGGUGUGUUAUCAUUUUUUCCGAUAACAAGAGUACAUACUCCAAUAGAGUGGUCUAACCUUUUUUUCCCAAAACAAAAAAUAUGUCAUUUUUUACGAGAGAAAAAUAACGUACGCACACGGGUGUUUUUGUGUGGCAGAUCGAUCGACCGAACGCGGAGUACUGUAUACGGAACAGUACCUACUCAUCUGGCUACGUGAACAAAAGCAUAAACAUGUCCUUCACACUGGGCAUCAUUAUCAUUUUGACUUCUAAUGCGAUUCUUUUCAAUAUUCCAACAUCGCAAGGACUCCCAGCUCAGGGAUACAAAGUUGCGAGGUUGAGUGACGUGCUGACGCCGCUUGAAAAUUUGACGUACAUGACGUUCGGUACCUUGCCGUCUAGGGUGUCUUACUCGCCGGCUAAUCGUGCGUACGUGGUGAAAGGGCAUUCUGGUAAUUUCAGAAAUGACUUGGCGAAAAAACGAAAAGACGAUCAGCGAAAGUACAAAAUGAUGCCGCGGUGGGAGUACCUACUGCGACGGAUGGUGCCGAAUGUCGGUUUGCCGUUUGGAUACCUCAAAGACCUAAUGGGAAAAGGAUCGAGCAUCAGUCCUCGGCUUUUAGGUUUCCUCGGCCAAGGCACCGGUGGAGAUAAAGACAAUGAUGAUCUUGACGAUGUUACCGAUGACGGUCUUGAUGAUGAUACCGAUAAUGAAAACGGAACUGAUGAUGGAAACGGUACCAAUGAUGAAGGAACAGGAACCGAUGAUGGAAACGAUACCAAUGAUGGAGAUGGUACCGAUGACGGAAGAGCUGGUGCAGAUGAUAAAGGAACAGGAACCGAUGAUGGAAACGAUACCAAUGAUGGAGGAGCCGGUGCAAAUGAUGAAGGAAACGACACCAAUGAUAAAGGGGACGGCACCGGUGACAAAGGAGACGGCACCGGUGACAAAGGAGAUGACACUAAUGAUGUAAGAGACAGUGAUGACAAUGGCGAUGGCCAAAGUAAACCGAAAAAGGAUGAUAAAGGUGGUUAUAAAUUUCCAUCUUUUCCGUCUAUUCCGUUUAAGCCGUCUAUGCCAUCUAUGCCGUCUUCAUUCCCAUCUAUGCCAUCCAUGCCGUCUUCAUUCCCAUCUAUGCCAUCCAUGCCGUCUUCAUUCCCAUCUAUGCCAUCUAUGCCAUCUUCAUUCCCAUCUAUGCCAUCUAUGCCAUCUUCAUUCCCAUCUAUGCCAUCUAUGCCAUCUUCAUUCCCAUCUAUGCCAUCUAUGCCAUCUUCAUUCCCAUCUAUGCCUUCUAUGCCAUCUUCGUUCCCGUCUUUAUGGAACAGCGGUAAUAAAAACGGCGACGGGACAGGCACCGACUAUAAGCAAAAGAUGAAAGACGUAUUGCAGAGCGAUCUUACCAAAUCUUUGGCUAAGUCCGGCAUCGGCAUGUUGCCGGGAGGAAAUGCGGCUAUGACGGCUCUUGAUAUUGGUUCGAAGUUAAUGAACAAAGGAGGCCAGGAUGAAGUUAUGGACGACCUAGUGGAAGACGCAGUAGAAAGUGACGUUGGUCAAUCGGCUAUAAAGGGUUUUAUCGGGUUUCUACCGGGAGGAGAUAAGAUUGUUAAAGCGAUGGAAGCUGGUUCGAAAAUGGAAAAAGCGACCAAAAAAAUACCGGGGAUAUGAUCUUUGGUCAACAGUAUAACGAAAUAUUUUUUUCGAAAAUUGUGUAACCCAACUUAAUAUUAUAUUCGUCUCAAAAAUCAUUGAAAUUAUAAUGGGAUUUAUUACCGUAACACUAUAUUAUUUUCGAUGACAGGAUAUUAUAUACGAAAAAUAGCGAGAGUUCUAUAAUAACUUCGUAAAAUAAUGUAAUAA
Messenger RNA from Sipha flava (yellow sugarcane aphid), 1937 nucleotides. Its product is annotated as dentin sialophosphoprotein-like. Lineage: Eukaryota; Metazoa; Arthropoda; Insecta; Hemiptera; Aphididae. Bases 312 to 1745 code for a protein of 477 amino acids. The transcript has 3 exons. The record is from RefSeq and is a predicted model, not a curated record.